Messenger RNA from Taeniopygia guttata (zebra finch), 12138 nucleotides. The record is from RefSeq and is a predicted model, not a curated record. Lineage: Eukaryota; Metazoa; Chordata; Aves; Passeriformes; Estrildidae.
CACCGGGGCCGGGGCCGCGAGAGGCUGAGGCGGCGCCGGCAGCAGCGAUGGCGGCGGCGGCGGCGGCGCUGGGCGGGCUCGGCCUCCUCCGCGCCCGGCUCAGGCUCGCAGCCGCAGCCGCCGCGACCUCCGCCGCCCUCGGCCCAAGCGGCCACCGCGCGCCUUCGCUGCGGGGAGGCGUCACCGCCGCCGCUCUCCCCUCGGCCAGGAGGAGCUACGGCUCCCAGGCGAAGGAAGAGGAGGAGCUGCGCGUCCGGUACCUGGAUGAUGAGCACAAAGGAAUUGUGGUGCUUGGAUUAAACAGAUCUCAUGCCAAGAAUGCACUUAGCAAAAAUCUUGUAAAAAUGAUGUCAAAAGCUGUGGAUGCUUUGAAAUCUGAUAAGAAAGUACGAACUGUUGUAUUCCGGAGUGAAGUCCCGGGGAUAUUCUGUGCUGGUGCUGACCUUAAGGAAAGGGCAAAAAUGCACUCAAGUGAAGUUAGUUCUUUUGUCUCCAGAGCAAGAGCGACUAUUAAUGAAUUGGCUAAUCUGCCUGUACCUACUAUUGCUGCAAUAGAUGGAACUGCCUUAGGUGGUGGCCUAGAGCUUGCGUUAGCCUGUGAUAUACGGGUGGCAGCAUCUUCUGCUAAAAUGGGCUUAGUUGAAACAAAGUUGGCGAUCAUUCCAGGUGCAGAUGUUACUGGAGGCGAAGGAUUGGGAGUGGGGCUCUGGUGGACCAGCUGGAGUGUAUAAAUGGGGGCUAGUAUAGACGCAACAAUACUUGGCAUCGCAGACGGUCGCUUGUGGCAGUGGGUUACUCUGCAGAGCAAAAUAGCUGUUAGCCCUUUUCUACCUCACAUCAGCCAGAGCCCUGGAGAGACAAGCUUGAUGCUGCCAGCGAGGGAGAAGAGUUCAAUGGUCAGAAAACAGUUCUUACUGUGCAGUCACACAGCUAGAUAACAAUUCCUAGCAAUGCUGCUGGUAUCUUCAAAUUUUCUGUUUCUGCUGUGGAGAAGCAUCAAGCUAGCUCUAUAGGGAUCCCCCCUACACCCUGCCAUGAGCAUCCUAGCCCUGAGUCUUUUACCUUACUUUAGAUCUGACUAUUUCUCCUGUUCCUCAUUUACCAUUCCCUACGGUACAAGCUGCACAGCAUCCUGGCCCUUAAUCCACCAUCUUUAAAAAUUAAAUUUUGCCUAUAGCAGUAAGAUGGCUCUGAUUAAAGUAUCAGGCAUCAUCACUGCAAGGAGUAAGCCCUGCUCUUGGGGACAAGCUUUUCUAGACUUGUACAAAACUGAUCUUUGGGCACAGAUUAAAGCUUAAUAAUGAAAAAGGGUUUUGUAGGAUUUUUUUUGUUUGUUUGUUUCUUUGGUUUGUUUUUGUUGUGAGAUGGUUGGUGGUUUUGAGGGAUUUUGAGGUGUAAUUCAAUACAGCUGAUCUUCUGAGUUAGGGUACUUCUUGUGAUAUUUGAGAUACUAAAUUUCUGAUGGAACAUACAGCAGAGCAUAGUGCUGAUCUGCUAUCACUGCCAUUGCAAACAUGGAAAGAGUGGCCAUUUUUUUGGUCUGAGGUUUCAUAAUCAGUAAUGGGCUUUUUCUGGAGUUUUGCAUUUGGAUGAAACUUGUGGCCUGAACUUCCAUGGGUGAGCAGUGAUAGUUGAGAACAUGACCAUCCUCCAUAUUGCCUUGGAAAGGUGGUGUAAAUGAACAGCUAUUUUUAUUUCUAAUCUGAUUUUCUCUAAGUCUGCUGAAAUGUCUUAAUGGCAUUUAAGGACAGAAAAACACUAGAGGUAUUUUUAAACAAUGACUUUUAUUUUAAAAUGGCGUAUCUUUUAAAAUUCCAACUUUAUACGGUGUACCUGAACUCUGUUGAGGGGCUAAACAUCUUGUUGUUAUAUCCAUUGAAGUAUUAUCCUACAUGGCUGUAGUGCUGGAAGAGAAUUUAUGAAAUCCAAUUAGAAGGGUAGUUGUUUUUCUGUAAUUUAAUAGGAAAUUAAUUUUUUAAAUUUAAAAAAUGGCAGAAUGGGGCAAAAAUUAGCAGCUUUCUCAGUGACUCCUGCUAAAGCCGGUAUUUUCACUGGAGACCUGUAUGAAGGGCAGUAGCUACUGCAUACUCUGUUUUCUGAUAUUUAUCUUACCAGAAUGCUAACUAUAUGAUUUCCUUGCAUGGAAAGAAGAAAGGUCUGGCUGCUUUGCAUAAUAUCAGUAUUUUAGUGUAUGGAAUGCUUGCAAAUUUUGAUGACUUGGUCUAAUGCAUCUUUUGAUGUCUCCUUUGUUUUCAGAUUCUUUCAAGUGUCAGUAAAUUAAGCUGUUCUCUAUUCCCUGCAUCUUCUGACUGCUCCCCAAAGCCUUUGUAAUAAAAAAGAGUAAAGACAAAGUAAACUGUUAGUGAUUCAUUUUCUAGUGUGAUAAAACAUAAAACAAAAACCAGAGAUGAACAAUGUGAAAGAACAUUCUGAUCUAGUAAAUCACAUAGAUGCAGGACAUACUUCUUUUAUAUGCUCGGUAGAUCAAAUGAAAAUUAUUUGGAUACAUCUUCCUGUGUUUGAGACCUGUGUUUUUCUUAAAAACAUACUAUUGAAUUUUUUUCGGUUGUAUUAAUUUUUAAAUGACUUUUAGGAAAAUUCUUUUGGUAGUUUAUAAUGUUCAUAUACUAUUACAUUAUUAAUACAUAGUGUGGUCAAGAUUCACAUGAUUAUUUUUUGGGGGGAGGGGUUGUUUAUUUUUUUUAUGUUUCAUCAAGAAAUAGAGAAAUAUGUUAAUGUUUGGUGACUUUCUAAACUCACAGUUAUUUUGGCACGUUGAAACUGGCAUUUUUGAAAAAAAUCCCUCAGCCUGAAUGACUAGUUCACCUGUAUUGUAAGAUACAUAAAAUAGAACAUUUUUAUAAUCUAAACAUAUGUAUGAAUGUUGUUCUUGAAAAUAUCAGUAUGCUAAGGGUUUGGUGGCUUUUUUGUCAUUACUGUGACAGAAGUUUUCAUUUUGUUGAGCUUGGCAUCUGCUUUAUUGACUGUUUCAAAUGUGUUUCUAUGAGACUUUUGCUAAAUGUCUGCAUUUACCAAGAACAUAAGCUAAAUGCAGUUUUCCUCUUCUGUCAUGAGGUCACUUUUUUCACAUUUUUUUACUGGGGAAAGUUCUUUCGAAAAUCUCUCUCUUAACUGUUUUCUUGUAAAGAGUCAGCAGGUGAUACUUCUCCCAGCAGAGCUGGCAUAAAAGUAUGUCUUGCAGAAAGCAGAUGAAUUAGAACCAAUUAAAAAUAGUGGAAGUUUUCAUAGGUUGGAACAUUUUAUGUGUUGAAUUUUCACUGUACACUAUAAGACUUUAUUGUAGUAAAUCUGCCUUCAAAAUCAUCAAGCCAUUCUCAGGAGCAUUGCAUCUAAAAUUUCAGUGGAUUCCUUCUAAACAUGCCUUCUAAACAAAAAGGAAAAAUUUAAGGAAAAAUUAAAACAUCUCCUAAGUCACUUCUUCUAGCCUAUAUGAAUUAGUGAGAUGCUAGGUGGGUAUUAGCAGAAUUAGAAGAAAAAAAAUUCUGGUAAAUUCAUCUUAGAUGACAGACUUCCCCACCAUUUUUCUGUAGUGGAAGUCUGUCUCAGUGUAGCAGUAAACAUGGGAGAAAUAGUCCUCUUAGAAAAGAUCAGUGAAGGGUACCUACUUUGAUUGGAAAGCUGAUAUUUUCUAUAUCGUUUCCUGUGGAUGAAUAUUAGCAUGCUACCAUGCCUGUAGUCAAACAUAGGCAAGACAAAGUUAAAGCUUCUUUACAUGUACCCUGCUACCUGGUUAGACAAGUAUCAGUUCAGACAUCCAGUAACUGGUUAAUCCUAAUUGUCAGGACAAUUGAGAUUGAAAGGCACACAGCAGCAGUAGGACCUAAGUGUUUCUGAGUUUUCAUGCCUUGAAAUAGAAGCCACCCUUUCCCUUCAGGCAGUUCCUAAAAGGCUGUUCUCACCAGCAGGAAAUAGCAUGUGGGGCUCAGUCCCCAAAAAUGGUGUCCCUGUGCCUUGGAGUGUCUUGUUGGGCCUCUGGUUUCUUCUGUGAUCUUGCUGUCAGUACAGGAGCUUACAGAUACUGUGACCUCCAAAAGCACAUUUCAGACUUAGGUAUAUUAAGUGGAAUCCCAGGCAUAAUCUCAGUGAUACAAGGCUUCAAGCACAGAAGGCUUUAAGGGGAGUUUCUUGUAAAAUAUAGAAUGUAAGAGCAAAUUGGUUUUAUGUUCUUUCAAAUGGAUGUGUCUGGGUUUAAUUACUUUCUAUAUUUAAAAGGGACAGGCAGUAUUCAAUUUUGUGUGUAUUGCUCUGAUAAACUCCUGCAGGUACAGAAGUAUACCAUAGGUCUGCACAUAGCUAUUAUAAAUAUGGCAAAUAAAAUCCGAGAGGAAAAAGUGUGCUUCAGAAUAAAUAUUUAAUAAGUGUAUGUUGUGUGGCUGUAGCUAUUUAUUUCCUUUUAAUUUUGGUAUAUAAAAACUCAUAUAAAAUAUUGUAACAACUCUUUUAUAAGUAAUAAGCCAUAAAAAUAGAGUAAAUGUUCAUAUUUUUAUUAUUUUGUUUUCCAUUUCAGUCUUCAUUUUAUAUAAAAUUUAAAAAAGGUCAGAAAGAAAAGAGUUGAUACAGAAUUGACUGCUUCCAAUAUGGAAGAGAAAUGUGAUUGUUUGAAGACCAAAUGCUCUCUGCUAUGAAAAUUCUGUCUGAAGAUUAGCUGGUAGCUACUGAUCUUUUAUUGAAAUUCCUAAGUGUGAUGCUAGGUUCGUGUACUAAUUGCUGUAAGUUUGAGCAAGGCAAUAUGCAGCAUGUACUUUAAAGUUUUUUUACCUGAGGAAAUUAAUAGACAGUUUUAACCCAGUUAUAUUGGGCUAUCACUUCCUACAGGACUGAACCCAUAGCAGUGAAAGAAUUCUUACUGCUUCUCUAAGAUUAGAGGCAGAAAUGAGUGUCUGAAUUUUGAUAGUUAAGUUGCUCAAAAGGAAGUUAUGCCUAGCCAGCUUUAUAGCUAUGACAGAUGAUCAAAAUUCUUCAUGCUGAACACUUUAAAAGUGCCAGUUUUCUGGAUAUCCAUCUCUUCAACAGAAUAGGAGGUCACCUAGAGCAUAAUACUGUUGCCAUUAAAAAGCUUCUUCUUUUCUUUAGUCUUGAAGUGAGAAAUACAGAGGAAGAAAGAAACUGGGAGUACAAAAAUAAUAGUACAUGCAGCAUAGGAAGCAGCUAUUGUUGUCCUUACUCAUUGUUCAUAUGGAAAAAAUAAGCCUCUGAGAAUUAAGGAUUUAAGGUAGUCUUGGAAAUGUCAAAGUUCCAAAUAGGGAAAGAGGCUGAUAUGUUUUCAGUUCUUCUGAAAACAUAUCAGCCUCUGUUGCUUCUCCAUUUUAAAAGGGGUUAAACUCCAAGUAAAUUGUUUCCAUGUUCUAUAAAAUAGGUGGAGUAUGAAAUGUAAAUACAGAUUGUAUUGUAGCUACAGAUUGUCUGAUACUCUUGAAUUCCCUGCAAUACAUAUGUAAUGUCUCUAGACAACGCCUUUUUUCCAGGUCAGAGAGGUAUACUCUACUCUGUUCUUUACUAAAAGUUUAUCUUAACAAUACCUUUUUUUUAUUUUUAAAAACUGAAUUAAUUUGGUUGAAUAUUUACAAAGGCAUAUGCUUUUCUAUUCCUAGAGAAGAAUUGAUUAUUCAUAAUGAAACCAAUGAUAGUGACAAAAUUUCUCAAUUGUUUCCUUUUGAAAAAACACACUCAAACUCCCCUGAAAUAAAAGCCCUCCAAACCCCCAGUGUUCAUUUCUCUAGAAAAAGAAGUGUUUAUUUUUAAAAAAAAGGACAAAAAAAAAUCAGUGAAAGUUAAGUUUUGCAUUUCUUGUUCUGUUGGGUCAAAUAAAAUAAUAGUUAGACUAGUAUGUUUUUCAUGUGCCAUAUAUUUUAGCAGAUUUAUGUAGAUGUCUGUUAGCUUAUCCUGUCAUCCAAGAGCUAGCUACUGCAUUAGAAAAAAUAGAUCUUCAGAAUUCCUUUAUCUGGACAUGGUCCUGAACCUUUUCUAGGUGACCUUUCAUGAAUAUUGGACAAGGUGAUCACCAAAGAUUCCUUCCAACUUUGCAUUCAGUGAUUCUGUGAUUUUAGCAGUUUUAAUGAAGCAUCAAAACACAGUGAAAUACAUGUUCUUCCAGGUUUUGAUUUUUUUUUAUUUCUCAGAAUCAACAUCUUUCCUUCUCAGCACAACAUAAAGUAACAUGUUAAAUAUGUAUGUGAAUCUAAAUCUGGUUGGUUUUUUUUUCCCCUUUCCCCUGCUCCUUGCAUAGAAAAGGGAAGUAGUGCUUCACAGUGAUGAAGUAUGAUGUAUCAAUGGAAGAAUCACUGAAUUUCCUGAAAACAUUGUUAAAAGAACAAAAUAUUAUUGCAGUCUCAUGCUGUUUUUCUGAUUUGUUAUUUUUUUCAUUCUCAUGUUUCCUGAUGUAAUAGAACUUCAUAUUAUCACUUCUGACAAAACUCCUAGUCCAAAGGUUUCAUUACAUGUAUGAUUCAUACUUUAGACUUUAAAAGAAAGGAAUUUUAGUCUUUGAAAUGAGUAUUUUGUGAUUUUUAUGUUCUUUCUUCUGACUCUGUGUGGUGUGGACAAUAAACUCACUUUCAUGCUCUUCUGAUAAUUGUAAUAGGCUUGAUGCAGAUCUUUAGUGUACUCCUAUGUAAUCAAGGAUAAAGUAGGUAAGAUGAGUGCAGUUACUGAGUUGCUGCCAAAGGGAAUUUGGCUUAAGCUGUCACAUCAGGAAGUCAGCUUGAGUAAGAGGAAGGAAAAUGAAGUUAUCCUUACAAAUGAAUGCAGAGUAUUGAAAUAAUAGUACUGCCACAGCUAAGGUUGGGAUGAAUUUUACUGUUUAGCUGAAGAUCUUUUCCUGCUCUAAAAGUAAAAUAUGUUUUGAGAUCAUCUUAAAAAUGUCUGUAUCUUACUGAAAAUGUGAUUGUUGUGAACAGUCACAUUUAAGGAAAAAGAGAUCCACAAGGUCCAAUAAUUCUUGACCCAGAGGGUAGCAGGACAGAAGAUAUAAAAAGAAAUGGGGAGAUACCCUGGUACAGCACCUUAUCCAAUUCUGAUUUGAGUGUCUAUGAGGAUAUAGAUGUGAGGAUCAGAUUUUAUUAGUUAAUGUCAAAAUGUACCAUCAGACUGUAGAGAGACUGCUCAGAAGGACUCUGAGACUGGUGGUCUAUUUCUAGAGUAAUAGGUCUUUUUAUGUGGCUGAAGAAGUGUUAUCUGAACUUAACAUUACUUUAUUCUAGCAUGUCUGACAUUACUGACUGAGUUGCCUUAGGGUGUUUGUUCUGGGUUUUGCUGAGUCUCGUUGGGUUGGUUGUUCUAGGAUUUGUUUCUAAGUAGGACCAAACACCAAGUAGGAAUCUUUCUUGUAGCAUAUGUCUAGUGCCUCUGCAGAUGUAUGGAAUGAUCUUAACUAAAAGGUUAUCUUUUGAAAAUAAUAUGGAGAUAAUUGCUUUGUUUUGACAUUCAGGAGAAAAAUGAGAGGGUUUUUUUGUUUGUUUUAUUUGUUUGUUCUUAUCAGUUUCUGGCUGUUGCAGUUUUCAUCAUUCUCUGAAGUAGCCAUUGGUAGAGGUAAGGUUCUGCAUUGCCUUAAGAAUUGUGACUGAAAUCCAUCAAGAAUGCCAAAGUAAACAGAUAUGAAAAAACCCACAACUAAUCCAAGUGUCAAAUUUUCCUUGCUUAAAGGAAUAAUCUCUUAUUUAUAUGUACAUAGUCUAAUUCUGUCAGGGACAGUGUUACUGUGAGGCAUUUACAUAAACAAAUCAAUAAGCACUUAGCUUAGGGGAAGUGCAUUUUCAAAAUCAUAGAUCCAUCAUUUCUCUGUGUGAUGAUGUAGAUUUUUUUGUUACUGAGAGAAAUGAAUACUUAAUAGUAUAAUGAAUAUUUCUGUUAUUCCUGUAACAUUAUUAUCAGAUCGCAGGUUUCUGAAAGGAUGUGUGUAGAUAAUAUUUUAGAGUUAAUCUUUUGUGCACAGCUGAAUAGAUAGUAAGGUUACACUAAUGACACAUUUUUAGUCGACUAGCUAAUAGUGCUGUAAGCACAGACCAAGUGUGGAGUUUGUUUGGCUGUCUCUACAUGACCAAACAUGACUUUUGACAUUUACUGAGACAGGUCUGGCAGUUUCCACAGCUGUAUACAUGGUCUUUACUGUCUCUUUCCUCUUCAAAAUAGUGAUGUCCACUAAAAUGGAAGUAAUUUCUGGGGAAAAGUUGAGGUGAUUUUGAUUUUUCUUCCUAGUACUUCCUUUUUGUAUAGAGAUUUAAGAAGGUAAACAUAUCUUUGAAGAAUUUAAGCUAUGACAGGUCAGCUUUAACAAAGUAUAAUGACAUAGUUACUUUGUUCUAAAUAACUGCAGUUAUGAAAAAUGUUUUAUCUUUAAAUAACUUGAAUUUUUUUUUUUUUGCAUAAAAAAUGUUACUGAUUCAUUUUUGAUCUUCAGAUAUGUAUGAAGUAAAGUAUGAGUAGGAAUUUUUUGACUAUUCUUGGAAAUGUGAAAUAACUCCAGACUAACCUGCACUGCCACAGAAUUGGAAUACUGGAACAUGAACUGUUCAUGGUGUAGCUUAUUGAUUUUUGAAUAUCUGAUUAAAGUAAAUUACAUCAGUCACUGAGAUGGCAAUAUAGAAAUAUGGAAAUGAUAUAAUAGUUGUAGUCAUUUCCACAAUGAAAAAGUUGGCUUUAAGAAUGUGUGUGGGAGGAAAUUUUUUCCCAAGAAUUAACUACAUUUGAAUAUCAUUUCAUCUAAACAGAACACACCACCAUAUGACUGAUAUUUUCAUUUCCAUUGACAUUCUUUUUGAGAUGUUGCUUUUUAUUCGUCUCUUAAGUAUUGGCUGGCUAACUUUUUGUUUCUCUACACCAAAAAAAAAAAAAAAAAAACAAACCCAACUUUAUUCUGAUGUUCAUAGCAUCAUAAUGAUGAAUCAAAUAUUUUAGCAGUUGUUUGUUAGUUAUUUCCAUGGUCAGUCUGGCAGUUUUCUAUGUCAUCUUUCACUGUGAUUUACCAAGUUCUUUUACUGGUUGGUAAAAAGGGCUGAUUUGCACGUUUCUUAGUCUCAUAAUCAAGUAUGUGUCUGAUUAAGUCAAAAUCUUAAAAUUGACCAAUUCUAAACACAAUCAGAAUUAAGAAAGGUAUUUAUUUCUACAAAAUUAUUUUCUUAAGAUGUUAGGAAGAUUUAAAAAAAAAUACUUAUUUGUUGUCUUGUAGACCCCCAAAGACUUAGACUAAGUUACAAACCUGUCUGCCUUGACUGAUUGCUAAAUCAGUCUUUUACAAUGUGUAAUUAAGGAAAAUCCACAUUGAUUCAAUGAUGCACCAUACUCCUUUUUGUGUCUUUCUGGGGAAGAAAUAUGAUAUUGAAUAUGAAACUGGGUGAAAUCUGGCUUCAUACAGUAGGUAAUGUUUUUUUACUGCAAAGGCUAUUGCAUAAUGCCUUGCCAUCAUACCUGAUGGUUUUAAUAGUGCAGAAGUAGAAAGUGGCAAAUGAAAUAGUUCAUCAGUUUGAAAAUCCUACAGCUUGAAGAAAAUGGAGAAGCUUGCUAAAAAUCAUCUACUUAUUUAAUAAUUCUAGCUCCAGUUUAUACUUACAACAUUAAAAAAUAUAUACUCUUAGUCUUCAGUGUACUUUUGGUCUUCUACAUCCAUUCUGCUUAGAAACCAGACAUCUGAAGCAUCAUUUAAACUUCUCAAUAAAACUUUGGAGGUAAGAUAAACAAGAAUAUAUAUAUAUAUCUCUACUAUAAAGUCCAUACUGUUUAUUUGUAGUUGGUAUCACUGACAUUGCCUUGUGAUGCUAGGCAAAUACAAAUGAUUCCAAGUAAUUAGAGUGGAGUUUCACACAACUGAGGACUCUAUAAUUUACCUGGAACUGGGGUUCCAAUGAACUAUUUCACCAAACUUAAAAUUGUAGAAGCUGAUACCAUAGUUGUUGUAUUUUUGUGAGUCUAAUUAAAUGUAGAUUUACAAGAUAACUUAGUAAAGAAGAUAUAUAUAUAUAUACAUAAUAUUACACUAUAUCUAAGUAAUUUUAGUUGUUUACUACUGAAGUUUACUCUAAUUUCAAGUGUUUCCUGUCUUAGGGUCAUGCCAUAGGAUGCCUAGCUCAUUUUACAGACUACUGCUUAUUGUACUUGCUCUUUUAAAUUACUUUAAGUAGAGGUGAUGAAAAGUAGUUCAGUGAAUGCUUCAAUACAGAAUAAUUUAGGUUGGAAAAGAUUUUAAGAUCAAGCCUAGUGGUUAUUUACUAUUGAAUGACUUAUUGUAGUAAAGACAUAUAAAAGUGAUAUGUGCAGAAAAGAAAGUAUAGUAUAUUUUGAUUUAGUUAGAAAUAGGAUUCACUUUGAAGGACAGAGUGUAUAAAAAAUCUUUUUUUUUUUUACUAUGUGGAAGUUUAAAUUUGUAAUGCCUCUGAAUAAAGUUAUGUCUUGCUAUUCCUUUGCACUUAGUAUUCUGCAACAGCUCAUGUAAUAUUCUAAAUGUGAAAAAAGGAUGCUGUUGAAAGGAUUGGUACUAUAUCCAAAACAUUUUUAUUAAUUGUAAAUGUAAUAAUUAACAGUAAAAUAAUUUCUGUUUUCAUCUUGUGCAGAGUGUUGUAUACCCAUGCAUGCAUCCAUGCACUCAUGCUUUUAGUUGAAUGUAGCUAGUUAAUUCACUAGCUACAAUUUUCUUUUUCUUUCUUAACUUCUAUUUUUGUCAAUGAAUUUAACAUAAUUCCAGCUUGUUUUUUUUUUUUGUUUGUUUGUUUUAUAAACAGUUUGUGAAACUAUCUUGAAAAAUCUAAAUGACAAUGACUCCAAAAUUCUUAUUAAGUGCUUUGGGAAAAGAGUAAGCUACUAAGGUAUCUGUUUGCUAGGAAAGAAAACUGAUUUAGGCAGCAGAGCCUUGUAGUGACCAUUAUCAACUUCUAUUGACAAUGAAGAAGUAUAAAUAAUGGCUUUGUUCAUUUCUUGACAAUUAAACAUUCAAAAAGAUUGGAAAAGGGUCUGAUUUUGACUAGUGCUGUGUGAUAUUUAUACUUCUUUAAAAGUUUACCUGUGAAAAUUCCAAACAUAAAAUAGGUGCAAAAGUGAUACUGGUGUUCACUAAACAUUUGUUUUUUUCUUUUUGUCUACAUUUUUAGACUACUAAUCAUAGUAGAAAUAUUUGCUUUCAUUGCAUGCAGGAUAUUAGUAGUGGUAUUUCCGUUAUUAUGACGUGCAGCUUGUUUGUUUUCCUUUGAGCUAUAAUAAAUGUGAUCACUGAUCACAUUUAUUACUGAUCACUGUAAGACAAUGAUGUUACAUUUUUGUACCAGCUUCAGGAUUGAGACAUUUUAUUCAAUGGUUUUAUAAGGGGGAGAACAAUUGCCUGGUCUGACUAGGCACCUGCAGUUACCUUACAGCUGUUACCACACUUGAAAGAUAAAAUAGGAAUUUUUGAACACCAUCAAGGGAGAAGCUCAAAGGGAUUUUUAGUAAUCUCAUAAACAACAGAAAAAUUUUUCUCAUAUUUAUGAAGACCUUCUAGAUGAGACCUUGUAUAUUGAACUGGAGGAGCUGAAAAACUUCUGUAAAACUUGUGAACAGUGAAACAUUGUCAGUGAUGUGUCCAUCAGUAAAACACAGCCAAGGUGACUGUGUCACCCAAAGAAGCUGUUACUACAAUCCCAGUUUCUUUUUAUUUUCACAUUCAAAAAAAUAAAACAAAAAAGUCUUUUUAUGACUGGCAGAAUGAGAAGUGAUAAAGUGUUUAGAUUUUACUAAAUACCUUUUGUGUUAGUGCACUUCUUGACCCUAGCAAACAUCUCUAUAUCAAGCCUUCUGCACAGUUAAGGCUUUGUAUCAUACUUUAAUCCUUUUAUGGAAGAGUUAACGUGGCAUCGUUUCUCAGAAGUUUAGAAAACGUCUAUUAUAUGAAUCACUUUGUCUCGGUGGAAUAAAAGCUCAUUGAACUGUGAUCCACAGCAGUCUCUUGUUUUAUAGUCACAUGAAUCAGUGUUUGGAUAUUAUAUUAUUCAUACCAUGAAGCCAGUGCAGUAGAAUUAGGCUGUUGUGUUACAUGUUGGAAAAAUAUUGCGUAUUUGUACCUGGACAGUUGUUCUGCAAUGAUGUAAUGGCAGCAGUCUGUUAAUUUGCAAUCUAUUUUAAAGCUCAUUGAACCACUUUGAUUUUUAAAAUGAUUAU